Molecule: messenger RNA, 1152 nt
Organism: Fonsecaea multimorphosa CBS 102226
Lineage: Eukaryota; Fungi; Ascomycota; Eurotiomycetes; Chaetothyriales; Herpotrichiellaceae
Exons: 5
Coding region: 1-1152 (383 amino acids)
Molecular function (GO): nucleotide binding
Source: RefSeq, a predicted model, not a curated record
AUGGAGCCAAUCCGUCUCGGCAUCAUAGGCUUCGGCUUCUCCACCAAAUGCUUCCACCUACCCUUCAUCAACGCGUUGCCGGACGACUUCAAGGUAGUCGCUUUCUUUCAACGCACAGAGGCACCAAAGGAUCCCAAGAGCGCAGAAACCGGUUCACAUUGCACGGUCGACUACCCCGACACCAAGCACUAUCGGAAUGCCGAUGAGUUCUUCGCGGACAAGGAUAUCGACGUGGUGAUCGUCUGCAGCAAACAAGACACGCAUGCAGAAUAUGCCGAGAAGGCCUUGAACGCUGGGAAACACGCAGUUGUUGUGGAGAAGCCCUUCACCAGGACGACAGAAGAGGCCGACCACCUCAUCUCCCUGGCAGAGAAGAGUGGCAAGAUCUUGACAGUCUUCCAGAACCGAAGAUGGGAUAACGACUUCCUCACCCUCCGACACCUGAUCGACAAGGACGCCUUUGGGACCAUCAAAGAACUCGAGAUCCACUACGACGUCGACUUCCCGUUUUGGAUGAGAGGGAUGAAUAAGAAGGAGUACACGCCCGGGGACGGCAUGACCUUUGGUCUAGGGAGCCACACGUUCGAUCAAGCACUGCUGCUCUUCGGCCGACCAAAAUCCGUGACGGGGUUUUUGAGGGUGCUUCGCGGCGUCGACAGCGAGAUCGAGGACAGUUUCACCGCCAUCCUGCAGUACGACGGGCCGCAGUCGGAGCUGCUGGUCACGGUCAAGACGAUGGUGGUGUCGACGAUGAAGGACCAGCUGAAGUAUUUUGUGAGGGGCACCAAGGGGUCGUUUGUCAAGCACGGAACCUGCAUCCAAGAAUCCCAAAUCCUCUCCACGCCAUCCAUGCCCGUGACAGCCCCCGACUUCGGGCACGAACCGCCACAUCUGUACGGCCUAUUAACGACCAAAGGCGAGCACGCGUUCGACAAGAACGAACACCAGAUCUACGAGCCAGACACUAACCUCUGGGUGGGCCGCUACCCGACCAUCCCGGGUCACUGGCUGGGGUUCUACGAGAACCUACGCGACGCAGUGCGCGGGAAAGCCAAAGUCGCUGUGAGACCGGAGCAGUCGCGCGACGGGAUCCGGUUGAUUGAGCUGGUUAGGGAGAGCAGCCUCAAGGGCCAGGCGGUCCAGUGGCAUUAA